Messenger RNA from Parastagonospora nodorum SN15, 644 nucleotides. RefSeq lists its product as hypothetical. The record is from RefSeq and is a predicted model, not a curated record. Gene Ontology annotation, molecular function: structural constituent of ribosome. The transcript has 5 exons. Gene Ontology annotation, cellular component: ribosome; cytosolic large ribosomal subunit. Gene Ontology annotation, biological process: ribosomal large subunit assembly; translation. The coding region runs from base 44 to 502 and encodes 152 amino acids. NCBI's taxonomy places the organism in Eukaryota, Fungi, Ascomycota, Dothideomycetes, Pleosporales, Phaeosphaeriaceae.
UUGACUCUCGACACUAACACGACAGGACCAUCACAUCGCCAAAAUGGGACCCAAGGCCACCACCAAGACCACCAAGACUGGCAAGCAGGCCAAUGCCGCUGCUAAGUCGGCCCUCCGCGGCUCGUACGCGAACAAGAAGCGGGCGAUCAGGAAGAACACCAGCUUCCACCGCCCCAAGACCCUCCAGCUGUCUCGCGCGCCCAAGUACCCCCGCAAGUCGGUUCCCCAUGAGCCUCGCAUGGAUGCCUCCAAGGUCCUUAUCCACCCGCUCAACACCGAGUCCGCCAUGAAGAAGAUCGAGGAGAACAACACCCUCGUCUUCAUCGUCGACGUCAAGGCCAACAAGCGCCAGAUCGCCGCUGCUCUCAAGAAGCAGUACGACGUCAGCUGCGUCAAGAUCAACACCCUCAUCCGCCCAGACGGCUCCAAGAAGGCCUUUGCCCGCCUUACCGCCGAUGUCGACGCUCUCGACAUUGCCGCCACCAAGCUCGCCAUCGUUUAAGCGACUUGUUUACGUAUAGGCACGAGAUACUUGGGGCUGGUUAUACCCGGCAACGGAAAAGCGAUGUUAUGCAUCAUGGCGGCGUUCAAGGAUACCAAGUCUAGGAUGACUGAAUGAAUCUAUUCCCACAUGAUGUCACUAC